Molecule: messenger RNA, 1549 nt
Organism: Mercenaria mercenaria
Lineage: Eukaryota; Metazoa; Mollusca; Bivalvia; Venerida; Veneridae
Product: sodium-dependent glucose transporter 1A-like
Exons: 3
Coding region: 77-1399 (440 amino acids)
Biological process (GO): transmembrane transport
Source: RefSeq, a predicted model, not a curated record
AAUAUUUGAUUUAAGGUUGAUGGCAACAACGUAGACAUUUGUGUGCCAUAUUUAGGAACCGAUCAAACUUGAAGAAAUGGUGUCUGAGUCAGCGUGUAAAGUGUUCAUGUUGUUUCUCGUGUGGUGUUCAAUGGGGCUUUACCAAGAAAUCCCUGGACCUACCAUGAUAGAUAUCAAACUCAUCUUCAACGCAACCUAUGAAGAGGUGUCUCGUUCUGUAAGUGGGCGUGGGGCUGGUGGAUUUUGUGGUGCACUUAUUGGUGGAUUCCUUGUGGACAGAUUCAGCCACUCAUCCGACUUGAUCAUUGCCGUAUCAGAGACAAUUGCUGCAUUGGCAAUUAUGUUUGUUCCUUACUCACACAGUGCCAAUACAAUUUGGUUUCAUUACUUUUUUACUGGAAUAUGUGGAGUAACAAUUAACAUUGCCGGUGUCCGUUCGGUGAUUAAUUUAUUUCCAGAGAAAACUGCAGUGUGUCUUCAGCUGCUACAUGUUGGAUAUGGUGCUGGAGCUCUUUUGGUUCCAGUUUUCGUGAACCCUUUCCUUGCAGUUGUCAAGAUACUGAAAAUAAAAUCCGGGAACCAUGACACCGAAUCGGAAGUGAUUCAAGUUGUUAGGGAAACCCAUGUGCAUAGUGCAUUUGUAGGGAUUGGGAUAGGAACAUUGCUUUUAUCUACAGUAUUUUAUCGUUAUCAUUGCAAUAAGUGUACAAGUAAAGGAUACAAGCAAGUUGUAACAGAGGACAAAGAAAUAGAAGAAGUUAAUGCAUUACCUAAAGAAGAAGUUCAUAAAAGUGAAAAGUCUAGCUACAGAAUAUGCAUACUUAUUGUUAUAUUUAUUUAUUACUUCAUUAUGGUCGGCGGAGAGGAAGUGUUUGGCCAGUUUGUUCGGACAUUUUCUUUAGAAGUAUUUAAUUUUACCAAAACAAAAGCUUCGUUUUUGAACAUGACGUUUUGGCUCGGACUGACAAUAGGUAGACUAUUUGGAUCACUUAUGGCAAAUUUUAUACACAUUAGAAGAUUAUUCUUGAUUCAGGUAGUUUCUCAUGCCUUUUCAACGACAUUAUUGUAUCUGUAUGCAUCUAGAAGUUCAGCGAUGUUAUGGUUUUGUACAGUGACAGAAGGAUUUCUGAUAUCUCCUUUGUACCCAGGUGGAAUCGCUUAUGGAAACACUCUAAUAGAACUGAGUGGAUUUUGUUUAAUGGUUAUCCAGUUAGCAGGUAGUUUGGGAGACCUGAGUUUUAUAUGGAUAGCAGGGAAGAUGUACGACACGUACGGACCAAAGUCAUUACUUUAUGGAUUACAAGUAAUAGGGAUAAUUUUAGUGAUCUGUGUAAUUUUGUUUAGAGUAAUGGAACGCUUCAAGAAAGAAAAGAAAGUUGACAUUCUUGUGAAAACUUGAUACUCGUCAUUUCUUAUUUACUAUUAAAUUGGAGUUUAGAACAACUAGGCCAGUGGUUUCAUUCCAGGUGCUUGUCUUAAUAGGCUUUCUGUUUUGUCUCAUAUAUACAAGUCUGUUUAUUAAAAUGUUUUGACUUACGUUGUCUUUUUU